AUGUCUUUAAAUUAUAUCAAGAACUUCUAUGAAGGAUGUCUCAGACCUCCCACGGUAAUCGGGCAGUUCCACACUCUUUUCUUCGGCUCUGUGCGAAUGUUUUUCCUUGGCGUCCUUGGUUUUGCAGUGUAUGGAAAUGAAGCCUUGCAUUUUAGCUGUGAUCCAGACAAGCGGGAGGUCAAUCUUUUCUGUUACAAUCAGUUUCGGCCAAUAACGCCUCAGGUAUUUUGGGCACUACAACUUGUUACAGUUCUGGUUCCAGGAGCAGUUUUUCAUCUCUACGCUGCUUGCAAGAGCAUUGAUCAAGAAGACAUUCUCCAAAGACCUGUUUAUACUGUCUUUUAUAUUAUAUCUGUGCUGUUAAGGAUUACCUUGGAAGUGAUAGCCUUUUGGCUACAAAGUCAUCUUUUUGGUUUUCAAGUCAAUCCAAUUUUCAAAUGUGACGCAGCAUCCUUAGAUAAGAAAUAUAAUUUUACUAGAUGCAUGGUUCCUGAGCAUUUUGAGAAAACCAUUUUCCUCAUCGCUAUGUAUACUUUUACUGUGAUUACAAUUAUACUCUGUGUAGCUGAGAUUUUUGAGAUCCUGUACAGGCGGUUAGGUUUCAUAAACAAUCAGUAA
Bombina bombina (fire-bellied toad) is the source of this 618-nucleotide messenger RNA. RefSeq names its product gap junction protein epsilon 1 (gene GJE1). Gene Ontology annotation, cellular component: connexin complex. The transcript has 3 exons. Bases 1 to 618 code for a protein of 205 amino acids. The record is from RefSeq and is a predicted model, not a curated record. Gene Ontology annotation, biological process: cell communication. Lineage: Eukaryota; Metazoa; Chordata; Amphibia; Anura; Bombinatoridae.